This is a messenger RNA of Myxocyprinus asiaticus (Chinese sucker), 953 nucleotides long. RefSeq names its product dynein axonemal light chain 4-like. The transcript is spliced from 4 exons. Gene Ontology annotation, molecular function: dynein light intermediate chain binding; dynein intermediate chain binding. Bases 131 to 451 code for a protein of 106 amino acids. NCBI's taxonomy places the organism in Eukaryota, Metazoa, Chordata, Actinopteri, Cypriniformes, Catostomidae. Gene Ontology annotation, cellular component: dynein complex. Gene Ontology annotation, biological process: microtubule-based process. The record is from RefSeq and is a predicted model, not a curated record.
UGUGGGGCGGGGCUACGUACACAGCUGUGUCGCGUAGGAGUGGUUAGCAUCGGUUGCCAUGGUCGACAUGUCUCCUUAGCGACGUCGUUUUAAGUCCAUCGAACUUCAGUAUUCUUUCAUUACGAUUAUCAUGGCAGAGACAGCUGACAACAAGAAAGAUGAAGCAGACUUCAAGAGACUGCACAGCUUCCCUCUCAUACGGCACACAGACAUGUCUGAAGAGAUGAGAGUGGAGACCAUGGAGCUCUGUGUUACAGCCUGUGAGAAGUUUGCCUCUAAUAAUGAGAGUGCUGCUAAAAUGAUAAAGGAGUCGAUGGAUAAGAAGUUUGGAAGUUCUUGGCACGUGGUGAUCGGCGAGGGCUUUGGUUUUGAGAUUACCCACGAAAUGAAGAACCUGCUUUACAUGUUCUUCGGGGGAAGUUUGGCGGUGUGUGUUUGGAAGUGUUCAUAACCCACAGCAACUCACGAAUACAUAAAAACUGACAUAAAGACUUUUACAGAGCAAAAACUAGUUACAAAAUCAAAUCUCAAGGUUGCAUGUGUGUGUGCUUGGAAAUUGUUAUUUUUCUGCCUGUAAAUUCAUCGAUGAACGGGGUUUAUCAUUUCUUACAGUUUAUUUAAAAAAAAGUACCAUUUCAUGUUCUCACCCUUUAAUUGUCCAUCUCUGUCCUUCUUUCUCAAUCUUUCUAUUUCUCACCCCAUCUUUCUUUUUUUAUCUGUCCAUACUUUCCUUAUCUCCUCCAUAAACCAUUUUUUUCCCUGAUUGAUAAUGUAUUUUUAUAAGACAAAUAGCAUAUUUUAAUAAAUUUGUGAAUAAUCUGUUUUUAAACUUUAAAAUAUUUAUAGGCUUUGGUUGAAAAUUUUGUACAGCUGUAAUGCUAUUUGUUAUUUGUAUUUGAUUUAAUGAAUGACUAUUACGUCAUUGUCUUGUGUAAUAAACCCGGUUACCUCUU